Molecule: messenger RNA, 1074 nt
Organism: Medicago truncatula (barrel medic)
Lineage: Eukaryota; Viridiplantae; Streptophyta; Magnoliopsida; Fabales; Fabaceae
Product: (+)-neomenthol dehydrogenase
Exons: 5
Coding region: 74-973 (299 amino acids)
Cellular component (GO): membrane
Source: RefSeq, a predicted model, not a curated record
AGAAGAAUUUGUGUGGUUGAGUAAUUCCUCCUAAGAGAAGAAAAUAUCUCUUGUUGCUCAGUUCCAACUAAAGAUGGAAGAAUAUACAGAAAGGUAUGCAGUGGUGACUGGAGCAAACAAAGGGAUUGGAUUUGAGAUAGUUAAGCAGUUAGCUUCAGCUGGAAUCAAAGUGGUGCUUACUGCAAGAGAUGAGAAAAGAGGUCUUCAUGCUUUGGAAACACUCAAAGCCUCUGGUUUAUCUGAUUUUGUUGUAUUUCAUCAACUAGAUGUUGCUGAUGCUGCAAGUGUAGCUUCUCUUGCGGAAUUUGUCAAAUCUCGAUUUGGCAAACUUGAUAUUCUGGUUAACAAUGCUGGGAUUGGUGGAAUUGAAAUCAACGACGGCGAUUUAUACACUAAACUAAUCAUGACAAAGGGGGCGGCACUAUCUGAUGAAGAAUCGAGAAGGGUAAUAACACAAACACUUGAGUCAGCUAAAGAAUGCAUUCAAAUAAAUUAUUAUGGGGCUAAAAGAACAUUUGAAUACCUUCUUCCUCUCCUUCAAUUAUCUGAUUCACCAAGAGUAGUCAAUGUAUCAUCGAGAGCAGGCACGAUGGAGUAUGUAUCAAAUGAAUGGGCUAAAGGAGUGUUCAGUGAUGUUGAAAACCUUACAGAACAGAGAAUAGAUGAAGUAAUAAAGGAGUUAAUCAAAGAUUUUGAACAAGGGUCCUUAGAAAGGAAAGGUUGGCCUAGGCAUUUAGCUGCCUAUAUUGUUGCUAAAGCUUCUAUGAGUACCUACACAAGAAUUACUGCAAAGAAGUAUCCUAACUUCUGCAUCAAUUGUGUUUGCCCUGGUUAUGUCAAAACCGAUAUAACUGCUAAUACCGGUCUCUUCACAGUAGAAGAAGGUGCUGCUCAUCCGGUUAGGUUAGCACUACUUCCCGAUGGUAGUCCAUCUGGCCUCUUCUAUAGCCAGAAUAAAGUUAUUUCAUUUUGAUUGCUGUUAUAUAUUGUAAAAUAUUUUACAAUGUCAUGUAUAUGAUGAAUUCAUAUAGACUUUUUACGCCGUCAAUAAAUCAUGAUUGUCAGAUUAUUAAA